CGACCUUGUAAAGACGUUGAGGUUGUUGGGAGCUUCACCGGCCGCCCGGACGGGAACAUUUUUCUGCCGCGGAGAGCACCGGAUUCUAGUCCGUCACUGUUGCUGAGAGCUAUCGGAGUUCUCCAUUGAACUAUCGGUAAGUUCAUUUUUCCUAUGCGUGCCUUGCAAUUGCCUUGCUCUAGAUUGUAUGGAUUGUCGGAGCCCAAUGCCCACCCGGCAUUCAGCGAUUUCCACCUCGUAUUUGAUCCUUCUACGUAUUCUAAUGCUAAUUAACCGGGUGCCUUGAACUAGGCACCAUAAUGUUUGCAAGAUCUUUUGCUUUCAGGGCAUUCUCGCCGCAAUGUCCCAGGACCUUUAUGACCCCCGGAUCGUCGGUAUCAAGCCCAACAUGGAGAUACUUCACUUCAAGCGCUGCUCGAACAAAGGCCGCAGUUAAAACCAAGCCCCAAUAUAACCCUCCCCAAUUCAAAGCGUCUCCACAAACCGAGCAAAGUCUGAAAUUUGCUGGACGACGAGCAGAGGGUUUCGGAAAAUUAGAACGAAAGGUCGCCAAAGAAGGGCAGGUGUUACUUUUCCAAGCGCCAUCGCAUCGCAGCUAUGUUCUAGGCGCCUACGGCAUUUCAGCAUUUUGCUUCGCUUACUCCGUGUACAACUCUAAUGUUGUCUUUCGCGAUCCGAUAAUACCUCUCCCAAUGUGGCAGCAGGCUCUCUUUGGCGGUAUCUGUGUCAUGAUGAGUGUCAUGGGUACCGUGUUCCUUUUCAAAACUGGACGGCUGAUCAAAGCAGUCAAUGCCGUUCAAUCUAACGGACAGACCCAUCUCCGCUUUACUGUUCGGAGCUUCAUCCCUUUCAGGAAGCCAUUUGAGUUCGAUGCUUUACCUCAUCAAAUAGCGUUUUCUCGUCGGCUGGUUGUGACGCACGACUCUGUGGCUCGCAUGCAGCAUGCAGAGGCCGCUCAAAAUGGGAACACAAGCUUCUUCAAGGCGCCUUUGAAGAAGACGAGUAUGCUCCUUUGGAAACUAUUCCGAUCUGUCCGGCAGUUAUUCACACAAGAAGACUUCAUCCUCUUGGAAGUGGAAGGUCAAAAAGGUGUUAUGCGGAUGGAUUCUGCGGGAUUUGUAUCGCAGGACUUUCUUGUGAUUGGCAACCCGGUCACCUACAGGCGUUAGAUGACUGGGUGAUCAAGUUGGCCCUCUGUGAGCCAGCCGAUUGUGACGUUCAUUCUGAAAACGUCUAAUACUGUUACUGUUCUUGGUCCCCUUGAUUGGGGCCUUUUUGCAUCCUGAACUGAUGAAGCGUCUCGAUCUGUCCUUGUACAACAGAUUCCCAUGUAUAAAUAAAACCAAUUCUUCUACAAAAUGUAGCAGUACCGAGCAUAGUCUAAGCGAAUGAAAAGAAAUAAAGACGAUAUGGUUGUAUUGUUCGUUGCACGUGAC
Messenger RNA from Aspergillus pseudonomiae, 1436 nucleotides. RefSeq lists its product as uncharacterized. The transcript has a single exon. Lineage: Eukaryota; Fungi; Ascomycota; Eurotiomycetes; Eurotiales; Aspergillaceae. The record is from RefSeq and is a predicted model, not a curated record. Bases 300 to 1169 code for a protein of 289 amino acids.